Messenger RNA from Gymnodraco acuticeps, 1020 nucleotides. RefSeq lists its product as uncharacterized. The transcript is spliced from 6 exons. NCBI's taxonomy places the organism in Eukaryota, Metazoa, Chordata, Actinopteri, Perciformes, Bathydraconidae. The record is from RefSeq and is a predicted model, not a curated record. Bases 58 to 1020 code for a protein of 320 amino acids.
CGCGUCACUGCGGUUCUCUAUACCUGUCAAUUAGUGCUUCCAUGGACCUCAUCUGUAAUGGAAGCUCGUCGAGGAGUCUUGGUUUUCUCAACGUUUGGGAAGACAAGAAAAAUAACAAUAACAAAAGAAGUCCUUUUGGCUGUCACUGACAAGCUUCGAGCCACAACCAAAACAAAAGACAACGAUGAAGGUGACGAGAAAGACACUUUCUGGGGCGAGGUGUGUCAGGAGCUUGGAAUAUCCGAUUCCAAGACCAAUAGGACACGGCUUCAUCAUGCCUAUAAUCAUCAUAAAAAGAUGAGACACAAGACACAGAUGGUGACCGCAGCACCUGCCAGCCCAUCGACAGACAGUGACCACACGGCCUGCCCCAUCGACAGUGACCACAGUUCCACUGACAUUGACCGCACAGUGCCUGCUACCCCAUCGUCGGUUAGACAGGCAUUCACAGAGACGAGUGAACCAGAAGACGUUUCAGAGUGUAAUUCAUCAGGGACAUAUGACUCCUCAUCACACUCAAAAGAUGGGCAACUCUUACACUCAUUUAAAUUGCCUUCAAAUCCUUCAUUUUUUUUUUGUGCGAACAGUUGGGUCAAAAGGAAAGGGUCACUUUUUUCAUGUGUUGGCUACUGUCGAUUUGAUGACUGUCCUGUGGAGGUCGAAGUUGACAUUGAGGAUGAGUCAUCCCUUAAGGCAGUUGUGACCUUCAGAGGUGAAAAAGCAUGGCACAACUGUGAAGAACUCAAACAUCGGCCUGUGCGUGCAGAUGAAAGGGAUGCACUUGCUAAUGCCCUCACCAGCAAACUUCCCAGAAGUGUGUACCUUGAUAAGCUCAAUAAACUGGAUGACACUGUGUUGGCUUCUGGAAACAGAGACCAGGUACCAUCAACUGGUGUGAUGAAAACAUUGUCCUGGCAGGCAAGAAAGAAGCUGAGAAAACACAGCAAUGAAAUGAUCAGCCUCAGAAAAAUGAUGGAGGAAGAGCUUGAGACUGAGGAAGCAGUCAUUAAAAAAUUAUAG